Molecule: messenger RNA, 717 nt
Organism: Vigna unguiculata (cowpea)
Lineage: Eukaryota; Viridiplantae; Streptophyta; Magnoliopsida; Fabales; Fabaceae
Product: ATP-dependent DNA helicase PIF1-like
Biological process (GO): DNA repair; telomere maintenance
Molecular function (GO): DNA helicase activity
Source: RefSeq, a predicted model, not a curated record
AUGGCAACCAAUCUUAUUAUCUGGGAUGAAGCACCAAUGAUGAAUAAAAUGUGCUUUGAGGCAUUUGAUAGAACACUAAGAGAUAUUAUGAAAAAUGUUGAUGAUGCCAAUAAUACAAAACCCUUUGGUGGUAAAGCCGUGGUGUUGGGAGGUGACUUCAGGCAAAUUUUACCUGUUAUCAAUAAAGGAUCUAGGUUUGAUAUCAUCAAAGCAGCAAUCAAUUAUUCUGAGUUACCUUUAAUGUCAUUGGCUGAAUUUGUCUAUCCUAAAUUUGUGGUUAACAUGAUGAAGCUUGGUUAUUUUGAUGAUGGAGCAAUCUUAUGUCCAACAAAUGAUUCUGUAGAGGAAGUCAAUGAAUUCAUGUUGCCUUUAUUAGGUGGUGAAGAUGUCACUUAUUUAAGUUCUGAUAAACCUUGCCAAUCUGAUGUACAAGAUGAAGUUCAAUCUGAAUGGUUUACAUCUGAAUUCUUAAAUGAUAUCAAAUGUUCAAGGAUACCAAAUCAUGAACUGAAGUUGAAAACAGGUGUCCCAAUCAUGCUCUUGAGAAAUAUUGAUCAAGCGAAAGGUCUUUGCAAUGGCACAAGAUUGCAAGUUAACCAUUUAGGAAAAAAAGUAAUCUCUGCAACUGUAAUUAUUGGACAAAAUAUUGGUGACAAAGAUUUUAUACCAAGAGUGGAUUUAGUUCCAUCUGAUUCAAGAUUGCCUUUCAAAUUUUAA